AUGUCGAAGAAUCAAGACGUCGAGUAUAUGCCGAGGGAGACAUGGAGAAUUCUCAAAAAUGUCGUCGUGAUUAGCAUAGCAUUUAUGGUGCACUUCACAGCAUAUAGUGGUGCUGCGAACCUUCAAAGUUCCAUCAAUGCGGAAGAAGGCCUCGGCACCGCAUCGUUGGCGGCGGUGUACGCGGGUCUUAUAUUCUCCAAUAUAUUUUUGCCUGUGGUUGUCAUCAAAUGGCUCGGCACGAAAUGGGCGAUGUCUCUGUCCUUCAUCACAUACAUGCCGUACAUCGCGGCCCAGCUCUAUCCACGUUUCUACACGAUGAUACCGGCUGGACUUAUCGUGGGCCUAGGCGGGGGACCGCUGUGGUGCGCCAAGUGCACGUAUCUUUCUGUGGUAUCAGAGGCGCAUAGCAAGAUAUCAAAUAUAUCACCUGAAGCGUUGUUGGUGCGUUUCCUCGGCUUAUUCUUCAUGAUUUUUCAAAUGAAUCAAGUUUGGGGAAAUCUUAUAUCAUCUCUAGUGAUAUCAUCAGGCGAUAAUUUAGCAGCAGUGACAGCAGUUAAUGCGAGUAUGAUUCCUAAGCUGUGUGGAAGAAAUUUUCUGCCGAGUACCGACGCUGGCGAGGCUUUGCAGCACCAACCGCCUGAGAAGAUUCAGAUGAUCGUUGGUAUUUAUUUAGCGUGUAUGGCUGGUGCAGCUCUCAUUGUAGCUGUUGGAGUCGAUUCCAUGAACAGAUAUAAGACAAGCCGCAGCGAGUCCGGCUCGGGGCUGACGGGGUUCGCGCUGCUGGUGGUGACGCUCAAGCUGCUCGUGGAGCCCGACCAGCUCAUGUUGGUCAUCCUCAACGUCUUCGUCGGCAUUCAGCAAGCGUUCUUCGGCGCUGAUUUUACUGCGGCGUUUGUAUCUUGCUCGAUAGGUACUGGAACAGUGGGUUUUGUCAUGAUGACGUAUGGACUCUCAGAUGCCAUUGGGUGCGUCGUAACUGGAUAUUUAUCGAAAGUGACAGGUCGUCUGCCUUUAAUAUGCGUAGCGCUGGUCGCACACAGCUGCUUGUUCGUGUCGCUGCUGACGUGGAGUCCGCAAGCGAACCAGUCAUACGUGGUCUACAUCAUAGCUGUCAUCUGGGGCCUUUGUGAUUCUAUAUGGCUGGUUCAAAUUAAUGCAUACUAUGGUAUCCUGUUUCCGGGUCGCGAAGAAGCGGCAUUUUCAAAUUUUAGACUUUGGGAAUCAGUCGGUUAUAUCAUAGCUUACAUUAUAUCUCCCUACUUCAGGACUAGUACGAAGACGUACGUAUUGCUAGUCAGUAUGAUCGUUGGUGUUUCGUUGUACUUGGUCGUCGAGUACAGGGAUAGAAAGGCAAAGAAGUUGGAAGAAAAACCGGUGGAACCUAUGAAGUAUGUUACAGGGCUUGACAAUAUCGCGUAUCAAAAGGGAGAGUGAUUGAUAUAUUUACUACAAAACGACCUACUAGGAUGUCCCAGAGCCCAUGUAGAUGUAAUAUUGGUUACUUCACACAUUGCUAUUUGUUGCCAGCUCUAAGACCUGAAUGUAUAUCUGUAAAUUGACAUUUAAAGAAUUUUAUCGUAU
This is a messenger RNA of Melitaea cinxia (Glanville fritillary), 1581 nucleotides long. RefSeq names its product UNC93-like protein. Gene Ontology annotation, molecular function: potassium channel regulator activity. The transcript has 10 exons. Gene Ontology annotation, biological process: regulation of muscle contraction; regulation of potassium ion transport. Gene Ontology annotation, cellular component: striated muscle dense body; plasma membrane. Bases 1 to 1434 code for a protein of 477 amino acids. NCBI's taxonomy places the organism in Eukaryota, Metazoa, Arthropoda, Insecta, Lepidoptera, Nymphalidae. The record is from RefSeq and is a predicted model, not a curated record.